GGCGCUGCCGCCGCCGGUGCCGCCGGUGCCGGUGCCGGGGCUCGUCUUUCGGCUCGGCGGGGCCGGGGGUGGGGGGCGGGAGGGCGGAGGGGGGAGGCAGCCCCCCGGCGGAGCAUCCGCAAGAUGCUGCGGGCGGCCCCGCGGCUGCUGAGGACGAUCUGCACCACGGGCGCGGCUUAUCAGAAUAAGCUAAAGCUAGCCCUUAUAGGUCAAAGCAUUUUUGGACAAGAAGUUUAUAACAAGCUGAGAAAAGAAGGCCAUAAAGUUGUGGGAGUAUUCACAGUGCCUGACAAGAAUGGACAAGCUGAUCCUUUGGCACUGGCAGCAGAGAAGGAUGGCACUCCUGUUUUUAAGUUUCCCAGAUGGAGAGCUAAAGGCAAGCCUAUCCAGGAAGUAGUUGCAGCCUACAAAUCCGUUGGAGCAGAGCUAAAUGUCCUUCCGUUCUGUACACAGUUCAUCCCUAUGGAUGUUAUUGACUGCCCAAAACAUGGCUCAAUUAUUUACCAUCCAUCCAUCCUACCACGGCACCGAGGAGCUUCUGCAAUCAACUGGACUUUAAUUCAAGGAGAUAAGAAAGCAGGAUUUACAAUUUUCUGGGCUGAUGAUGGUUUGGACACCGGACCAAUACUUCUGCAGCGAGAAUGUGACGUUGGCCAAAACGAUACCGUGGAUGAUCUGUAUAACCAGUUUCUCUUCCCAGAGGGAGUAAAGGCUAUGGUGGAAGCUGUACAUCUAAUUGCUGAUGGUAAGGCACCUCGUAUACCUCAGCCUGAAGAAGGGGCAACAUAUGAAGGGAUCCAGAAAAAGGAAAAUGCAGAGAUCUCCUGGGAUCAACCUGCAGCAGCUUUGCACAAUUGGAUCCGAGGGCAUGAUAAAGUACCUGGAGCGUGGGCAACAGUAGAUGGCCAGGUGGUUACAUUUUAUGGAUCAUCAUUACUUGAUGCUUCGGUGCCUGCUGGACAAGAGCUGGCAAUAAAAGGUGCUUCAAGACCUGGACUUGUAACCAAGAAUGGCCUGGUCAUUUUUGGUAACGAUGGGAAGAUGGUACUAGUGCGAAAUCUACAGUUUGAGGAUGGAAAAAUGAUCCCUGCAUCUAAAUACUUCUCUGCUGAUGAAGCAACUGCCCUGGAACUUACAGAAGAGGAAAAAAGGAUGGCAGAAGAUAUUAGGGCCAUUUGGAAAGGAAUUUUGAGCAAUAUUGCUGUAAUUGAGGAUUCCACAGACUUCUUCAAAUCUGGAGCAUCCUCUAUGCAUGUUGUCAGAAUGCUAGAAGAAAUCAAACAGAAAUAUAGUGGGCUUCAGCUACAGAAUGAAGAUGUGUAUAUGGCCACUAAGUUUGCAGACUUUGUUCAGAUGGCUGUCAGAAAACUCAGAGGAGAGGACAAAGAAGAAGAAUUGGUCAUUGAUUAUGUUUCAAAAAAUGUGAACAACAUGACUGUGAAUAUGCCAUACCAGUGUUUCAUAAAUGGUCAAUUUAUAAAUGCUGAUGAUGGAAAAACAUACGACACCAUAAACCCAACAGAUGGAUCAAUAAUAGCCAGUGUAUCUUCUGCUUCAUUGGCUGAUGUUGACAAAGCAGUGGCAGCAGCAAAAGAGGCAUUUGAAAAUGGUGAAUGGGGAAGAAUGAAUGCAAGGGAAAGAGGGCGACUCAUGUACAGACUUGCAGACCUGAUGGAAGAACAUCAAGAAGAGUUAGCAACCAUAGAGUCUAUUGAUUCAGGAGCUGUCUAUACUUUAGCUUUGAAGACCCAUAUUGGAAUGUCUGUGCAAACAUUCAGAUACUUUGCUGGAUGGUGUGACAAAAUUCAGGGUGCUACAAUUCCAAUCAACCAGGCCCGGCCAAACCAUAAUCUAACAUUCACCAAGAAAGAGCCAAUAGGUGUCUGCGCAAUUGUUAUCCCGUGGAAUUACCCACUGAUGAUGCUCGCAUGGAAGAGUGCAGCAUGCUUGGCUGCAGGCAACACAUUGGUUCUCAAGCCAGCUCAGGUCACACCUCUGACUUCUUUGAAGUUUGCAGAACUCUCAGCUAAAGCUGGAUUUCCUAAGGGUGUUAUAAAUAUUCUGCCUGGUUCAGGUGGCCUAGUGGGACAGCACCUGUCUAAACAUCCAGAUGUUCGCAAAAUUGGAUUCACCGGUUCUACACCAACUGGUAAAGAGAUCAUGAAGAGUGCAGCCACUAAUCUGAAGAAAGUUUCACUUGAACUUGGAGGUAAAUCACCACUGAUCAUAUUCAACGACUGUGAUCUUGACAGAGCUGUAAAAAUGGGUAUGGGAGCAGUAUAUUUCAACAAAGGAGAAAACUGCAUUGCUGCUGGCAGGCUGUUUGUGGAGGAGUCAAUCCAUGAUGAAUUUGUUAGAAAAGUGGUGGAAGAAAUUAAAAAGAUGAAAAUUGGUGACCCACUUGAUAGAUCUACGGAUCACGGUCCACAAAAUCACAAGGCGCAUUUGGAAAAGCUGCUGCAAUAUUGUGAAACUGGAGUAAAAGAAGGAGCCACUCUAGUGUACGGAGGAAAGCAAGUAUGUAGACCAGGUUUCUUCAUGGAACCCACUGUAUUCACAGAUGUUGAAGACCAUAUGUAUAUUGCCCAGGAAGAGUCCUUUGGUCCUGUGAUGGUGAUUUCCAAAUUUAAAAAUGGGGAUGUUGAUGGAGUGCUGCGACGGGCAAACACCACAGAAUAUGGUUUAGCUUCAGGCGUUUUCACAAAAGACAUAAGCAAAGCACUCUAUAUCAGUGAAAAGCUAGAAGCUGGGACAGUUUUUAUAAAUACAUAUAACAAAACAGAUGUGGCAGCACCAUUUGGUGGAUUUAAACAGUCUGGCUUUGGAAAAGAUUUAGGUGAAGAAGCUCUUCAUGAAUAUCUCAGAACAAAGGCCAUCACUGUGGAAUAUUAACAGCCUCACUUGGAAAGUAAACUUUUGGCAAAGUUUUAAUCUUAAGGACUCCACAAAGCACUUAAUACCAUGCCCAGGAUAUGCUGUCUGCAGUGUUACAACUAGAAAAAAAGAAUACACCCAUUCCAUAGAUAAAUUUCCGUAAAUCAGGUCCAAAUUUUAGUCUCACUGAAAGACAAAGGUAUUUGGGAAUUAACCUGAAGUUAUUUAAAUUAUCCAGCAACAGUAGCAGUUGUAAGCACAAGCAAAAAAAAAAAAAGUAUUUUAAAAAAUAAGCCAAACCACAACUGAAGGAUAAGUUCUCACAUGCCUACUACUUAUUUGUGUGAACAUAGUAUCUACAUGAUCAUUUUUAAUCCUUAGUCAUAAAGCUUGACUUAAAGUUGAACUAAAAUAUGCAUAUUAUGUCAUUUUUGCUAUAAACGAGUUCAAGUUUUACAGUAGCAAUUAAACAUUCUGCUCUGGUGAUUCUUCAACAGUACAGAAAACCUUUGUGCCAUAAGUAAAUCAAUGCAAGAAAGUGCACUUACUAUGAUCUUUGUAUAACACAUACAGAGUUCAACAUCAGUGUUAAAACUAUGCAUAUCAAGCUAAAGUUACCUGAAAAUAUUUUCUAUCUUUUUGUUAAUAUGGAACAUGUGAUCUGCCUGCAGUUUGAAAGGUGUUUACACUAACAGAUUAAAAUCACUUUGUGUCUGUGCAGAUGGACUGUUAUCACCGUUUUAUAUUAACCUACUGGAAAAUCUAUUUUAAAAUGACUGAGUUAAGACAUUGGCUUUCAAACUUUCUUCAGUUUGAAGCUUUCCGAACAGAUCAAGACCUUAUCUAACAAACUAAACCUACUAGGACUGCUUGCUCUUCUUAGUCUGCAACUCCACCUAGAGUUUAACAUGAUCUGUGAGCUACCAUUAAAAGUAGCAGCCCCAUUCUUUGAUUCCCAUCCUUUCCAUUCCCUAAAAUACUCGGUGACUUAACCAGCUAAUCUCAGUGAAUCGUGCCCCCCUUCCAUUUUUAAGAAGCCACACUGUGAAAGACCAGAAUCCUUGUAAUUUCUAAUCAGAAACACUACCAAACAGAUCAUAAAACUCUAGAAUUAAGUGCUAGAUUUAAAAUAAAUGGUGUAAAUAAUUGCAGGUUUCAAGUCAUGAUAUUUUAAAUUUAAUAUUUGAGUAAAUACAAAUAUAGAAAAUUUUACUUUAAUGGUGUAGAAAAUACAAAGUUCCUUUAAGAAACAAACUGUGAUAUCCAGGAGCAUCAUAGAUUCUUCUGAAAUGCAAAGCCAUCUGUAAAGUAAAUUCAACAGCCCAAAUCAUUGUAUUUGAUCAAUCUGAGGAGAGUACGAAUAAGACAUAACUUCACUGAUUACAGUUCCACAACUGUUUCAAGCUAGUUCAACCUCAGUACCGGCAUACUGAAAAUUAACCUUCUUAUUCUUCUGGCAAUGGCAGUUGUUAACCAAAUGGAGAGGACAGAAACGUGGUAGAGAAAGUGGGAGAUUAGAAGUGUGGCUUAGAGCAGUUGUAACACCACAAAGGCAGACUUAACCAUGUAAGUACCAAGGAUAUCUACACUAUAGCCACAAACAUUGCAGAUAUGAGCUAGUUCAGGGACUAGCAGCAACCCACCCAUAACUCAGUGCAAGCCAAGAAGGAUAAGUAAUCCUUUAUCAAACUCUCUCAAGUCAUGGCUUGUUACAAAGCUGUCCUUUACCGUGCUACCUCAUCUUGAAAUGGCUCCAACCACUGCUUUGGUGUUCAACAGCUACUAUCAUGAGUGCAAUGUAGACAACCUCUGAUGUACUUUAAGGUAACGUUUAAUAUUGAAGACAUGGUACAUAACAUUUCACAGGACACCAUAUAAAAGAAAUAAAAUAUUUUUCUCCUAGUUACCUCUUUCCUCCCCUUGAAGCGAAUAUUUAUUUUAAGCACACUACAAAAAUCUUUAUUCAACAAAGCAACAGUUCUUAAAUAGCUCUGCAGCACGCCUUCCUGUUCAAGUGCCCCAAAUUCUAGCCACUUUCUUUGUCUAACCUCAUGAUGAAGCUUGGAAUUUCCAUUUUGUUUGAUGAAUAAGACAGUACUUAAUCUUCAGAGAUGCAGCUUGCCUCAGAGUCAUGAGUAGAUCCUGAAUUUUCCUCUAUGUAAACUAUAGCAUUUUAUGUGAUCCUGGGAAGUGUCACAUUUUGCAUCACAUUGGUGAUGCAAAAAACACGGUAGUUUUAAGGGCCAAAUUGUCAAAGAAAGAAAACAGUUUGUUUGUUUGUUUUUUCUUUUAAAAAAAAGUAAAAUAAAAAUGGAUUUACUCAUUCA
Molecule: messenger RNA, 5201 nt
Organism: Cygnus atratus (black swan)
Lineage: Eukaryota; Metazoa; Chordata; Aves; Anseriformes; Anatidae
Gene: ALDH1L2
Product: aldehyde dehydrogenase 1 family member L2
Exons: 23
Coding region: 124-2892 (922 amino acids)
Biological process (GO): biosynthetic process; 10-formyltetrahydrofolate catabolic process; one-carbon metabolic process
Cellular component (GO): cytoplasm
Molecular function (GO): aldehyde dehydrogenase (NAD+) activity; formyltetrahydrofolate dehydrogenase activity
Source: RefSeq, a predicted model, not a curated record